AUGUCCUACAAUCAGUACAACCAGAACCCCUAUCAACAGGACUCAACCCAGGACAGUUCCUACGGUUAUGGCCAGGCCAAUCCUUAUGCGCAAGACGCGCCAGCCCCGGGCAACAAUCAAUAUGAGAUGCAAGACUAUUCGCAACAGGCUCCCGCUGCUACGUCAAGUCUUUCACAGCAGGAAUUCUUGAACCGCGUACAAAAACUUCGCGAUGAGAUCAAGGGUCUGACCGACGAUGUUGACUACAUCGGCCAGCUCCACCAGCGCACUCUCAGCAGCACCGAUGGAUCCGCCAACCAUGAUCUCGAGCAGUAUGUUACCCAGACUCAGAUCCGCAACACCGCCAUCAAGGACGGAAUCAAGGGACUAGAGCGCGACCUUGCGAAGACCAAUGACAGUACCCGCACCACCAAGACCACCCAGUUGCAGUCUCUCAAUACCUUCUUCAAGUCAGAGCUCAACAAGUACCAGAGCAUCGAGAGCGAUUACAGGCAACGCUACCGCGAUCAAAUUGCCCGCCAGUACCGCAUCGUAAAUCCCGAUGCUUCCGAGCAGGAGGUUCAGGAAGCUGCCAGCGCCGAUUGGGGCAAUGAGGGUGUCUUCCAAACUGCUCUGCGAACAAACCGCACUGGACAUGCCAGCUCCGUUCUUGGCAACGUCCGCGCCCGCCACAGCGAGCUUCAGCGUAUCGAGCAGACUCUUAACGAGCUCUCCGUCCUCUUCCAGGAGCUUGCCACCGUUGUCGAACAGCAGGAGCCUGUUAUCAAUGCCGCCGAACAGAAUGCGAUCAGUGCCAACGACCACAUGAUUAAGGGCAACGAACAGGUCGAAGUCGCCAAGAAGCACGCGCUCAACCGUCGCAAGCUCAAGUGGUGGUGUGCUCUUGUCGUGCUUCUCAUUAUCAUCGCCAUCGCUGUCGGUGUUGGUGUCGGUGUGAGUGUGGCCAACAACAACAAGAAGUAG
Messenger RNA from Fusarium sp. VM40, 963 nucleotides. The record is from the annotation of a GenBank genome assembly. NCBI's taxonomy places the organism in Eukaryota, Fungi, Ascomycota, Sordariomycetes, Hypocreales, Nectriaceae.